AUGGCCUUGCAACAGCAACAGCAAGGGGGCCAGCAGCAGCCGCUGUUGACUUUGGGGAUGCAGCAAGGGCAGCAGCAGCAGCCGCAGCAGCCGCAGGCUGGAGGAGCGGCAACGCCACUUCCUCAUGGAGGUGCGCAGCAGCCGCGUGUGCAGUUUCCGCAGAAUCAGCUCCCUGCAAACCUGCACGUGCAACAACAGUUGCUGCGAAUGCAGCAGCAGCAGCAGGGGAUCACAGCAAAGCUCCAAGGAGCAACUAGUGCUUCGGGAGUUCAGCAGAGGCUCUUGCAUUUAGAACAGCAGGAGCAGUUCUUGCAGCAGCAGCAGCAGGAACCGGAGAAGGUUCAUUGGGUCCAGUGUGACCGCUGCGACAAGUGGCGUGUGGCUCCAUACGAGAUAACGCAGCCCAGUUGGGUAUGUGAACAGAAUACAUGGGACAGGCGAUAUGCUUCCUGCAGUGUUCCUGAGCAGCCAGACCCCGCUGCUCAGAUGCAGCAGCAGCAGACGCGCCAACAGCAGCAACUGCUGCAGCAGCAGCAGUUGCAGCAACAACAACUACUUCAACAACAGCGGUUUGCGGGAAGCUCUGCCCCAAGGCCUAAAGCGAAAGCCAAGGCGAAGUCUAGGGCGCCGUCGAAGGGCACUGCCGCAGUGCAGAGGCCGCUUCAGACUGGCAACAGUGCAGCAGAUGCAGUAAGGUCCUGCAGCGGCACCAGGAGAAAACGUGCUUCUUGCCCCAGGACUCAUACCCGCUGCGGAUGCUGCUGCGUCUGUUACUGCGCAUGUGCGUCAGAAUCUUCUGCAGCACCAGAUGGGGCAGCAACAACAGCGGGGAGGUCCAGCUACGGGUGGCAAUCUUCCUGCCCUGCAGCAGCAGUUGUUGCAGCAGCAGCUUCAGCAUCAGAUGCAGCAGGCACAGCAACAGCAACUUCUGCAGCAGCUACAACAACAGCAGCACCAGCUGCUGCAGCAGCUGCAGCAGCAGCCCCCCGUCGUAUUAACUGGGUGCAGUGCGAUGCUUGCAACAAGUGGAGAAGAGCUCCUAAUCCAAUAACUAGCGACAAGUGGUUCUGCAGGAUGAAUACAUGGGCCCCGCAGUUUGCUUCUUGUGAGGCUCCGGAGGAGCCCGAUCCUGCACAACAGGAGCAGCAGCAGCAGCAGCAGCAGCCGCAACAAAGUCAACAGCGGCUUUUGGAGGCAGCAGCAGCGCUGCAAAGACAACAGCAGCAACUUCAGCAGAGCGCUGCAAAGAGACAGCGCACAACGAGUGUUUCAAGGACAACAGAAACAGCCAAACCAGACGUCAAGGCUGACCCACCAACACAGCUUCUCCGACAGCAGCAGCUAGUCGCCGCUGCUGCUGCUUCUGGCCAACGCAACGCGGCGCCGGCUACUCAACAGCAGCUGCAAUUGCAGCAGCAGUUGCAGCAAGCCAAACUGCCUCAAGCGCAACAGCAGCAACACGCUGGCAGCUCCGCUUCUGGUGGAGCUGGAGGCCAGCUGCAGCAGCUGCAGCUUCUUCAGCAGCAGCAGCUGCAGCUGCUGCAGCAGCAGCAAGUUCGGUUGCUCGAUGCUGCCCGAAGGGCCACGCCCAAUGCGGCUGCUGCUUCUCCGGGGAGCGCAGUAACUGCAGCUGCCGCAGCAUCUGGGGGGACUGCAGGAGAGACAGAGCGCCGAGAAGGAAGCUCGGACACAGCCGCAGCAUCGGCGGCGGAGAGAGGAGGGAAAUGGCUGGAGUGCCGCUCAUGCAAGAAGUGGCGCCGACUCCCUCCGGAGGUGGACGCGGAAGCUCUCAGGCCGAAGUUCUUCUGUUAUUUGAAUAUGUGGGACCCACAGCGUAAUACCUGUGCAUCACCGCAGGAGCCCUGGCAACAGCUGCAGCAGCAGCAGGAGGUACAGGGGAAGGCGCCACCAGCAAAUGCUGCCCCAGCGGCCGCAUUGCAGAAGCCACAACACCAAGCCGCAGCGUCAGAUGCCAACAGGCAGGACAAGGCGGACCACGCAGCAUCAGCACCAGCGCAACAGCAGCUUCCUAGAGCGCCGGGGCAGCUUCAGGGAGAGACGAGCGGAACCGCCUCUCUUCACCAGCAACUUCAGGAGCAGCAACUGCUACUUCUGCGUAUGCAGCAGCAACAGCAGCAGCAACGGGCCGGCGCAUCAGGCGUUGGAGGGGGCAACGCCGCGAAGCCAGGUUCGGGAGCAUCGGGAGCGACAGGCGCGGCCGAAGAUGAUGAUGAAGAGGGAGAUGAUGACGUUGAAGGAGAAGGGGAUGAAGACGAAGACAGUGACGACACAGGCGAUUCUUCUGACUCUGAAACCGACAGAGGUGGUGGCGGGGGCCCGGCUGGGGGCGCCGGCGCUGGGGGCCCUUCUGGUGGAGGUUCCAGCAGCACUGGAGCAGGGGCAGGUGGGAGUGCAGGCCGUCCGGCGCAGCCGACUGCUCAGGCUCCCUCAGGAACAGGCAAUUUCGGAUCUAGUGCUACUGGGGGUGGCACAGUCGCGGGAGAGGUAAACGUUGGAGUGGCGCCUGAAGGAACUCCUGGAAACAGCUGCACAAAAACUCGGCAGCCAGCCCGUUUUUUCGAUGUGUUGAUUGUUGGAGGAGGCGUGGCAGGCCUGGCUGGAGCUCUACAUUGCCAAAGAGCGGGGGUUGACUACCAAGUAAUAGAGGCGAGGGGUCGUCUCGGGGGGCGUGUGUGGUCAAUCACAUUACCAGCGUCUGCAGGUGAGAAACAGCCACGGGGGAGCGCUCAAAAGGCGGAGGGAGCAUGUCGGAGAAAGGGGAAAACAGCAAAAGAUGGCAGCGUGCGGAUCGAUGGAGGCGCGAAUUAUAUGCAUGGACUCACUGGCAACGAGAAUGACGUCCGGCUGAAGCCACGCAGAAGGGGCUGCAGUGUGUAUCAUCUUGCCGCUGCUUCUCCGGAGUGCCGUGUUGCGAUAGUUCCGGGGGAAACUGGGUGGGAAAACCCGUAUUACUUUGACUGGCUUAGGGGAGGGCGGCGUUUCUGUAUGCUGGUGGUGUCGUUAGCGCAUGCUCUUUUUUACCGCCUCGCAACCCCUGUAUCCUUGAUUGCCGCGGAGCAGCAGACGGGAUCAUCCGUCUCAGUCCUCACUCUGCUAAAGCAGGAAGCUCUUGCGCUCUUAAAAGCAGAGGAAGCAGCGGAGGCAAAGGCAGCUUCUUCACCCUGUAGUUUCCUGCCUGCGUGCGAGAUACAUCACAAGGAGGCCGAAGGCGCGGACACGCCUCCUCAUCAGAACACAUUUGAGUCGCUCUACUUGCCGUCGGCCUUGCGGGGAUUGGUUGCCACACUUUUGCGACGGUUGAAGGACUUAUGCUCUCUGGCAGUCCCAAGGGACAGGAAGGACAACAGCAGCACUGAAAUUGAUGUCGGAGAGUGCUGUGCCUGCCAAGUGGAAGCAAUGGUCGUUCGGAUGUUGAGAAGCCGUUUUGGGUUCGCUGCUCCUCUUGGAGAUGUCAGUGCCGCACUUUUUGCGUUCUUCCAGACUCCUGCGCUCAAGCGAGACGUGGAGAGAUUACAGAAUCCGAAAUACCGGCUUCUGGCUUGGCCAGGUUUGCGACGCUAUGCCGAAAAUCUUUCAUGUGCCUUCGCCGAGAGAGACCGGAAGAAGUCGCAGGCCGUGAGGCCGUUUGCAGCUAUACCUCCUUCCGUAUCUUCAGAUCUGAUUUGCAUGAGUUGGAGUUGGCUAGUUGACAUGCUUCGUGGGCAGUUGUCUCCCGAGAGGUUCCGGCUCAAUACGCGUGUGUCCUUUGUUUCCAUUACUGAUGAAGACUCUGCAUUCCCCUGUCUUGUCCGCUGCCAUUCCGACGACGGUUCAAGCGAAGCUCAAGAGCUUCGUUCGCGAUUUGUUCUUGUGGCACUGCCGGUAUCGCUACUUCAGCAGUCUUCAGAGAAAGACGAGGGGACAGCAGCUCGCGUAACAUUCCAACCACCACUUCCAGCCGAGAAGGUAGCGGCUCUUGCGGCCAUGGGCAUGGGAGUCCACAAUAAGGUAGUUCUGCGGGUUGCACCCUCCGAUGUUUUCUGGUCUCACUCAACCCCGUCGUUCUCGUCACCGUAUUCUUGUUUCCAGUACUUAAAUCUUCAUGCUUAUGGGAAGACAGGCUGCAUUUUAGCACACCUGUUUCCUCCGGCAUCCGUUGCAAUAGACUCUCUGACAGACAAAGAAGUGGCUGAAGAGGUGCUUGAUGACUUAAGGAAGCUCUUCGGCUAUGUCCCUCGGCCAGCUCUCAUAGCAUCUGUUGUCACCAGGUGGCAUUCUGAUAAGUAUUCUCGAGGCUCAUAUUCGUACCCAAAGCCUGGGGCUGACAUGGCGACUCACUGGCAGUGGCUGAGGGCGCCACAUCCUCUAGGAGCUCCCCGUGUAGCGUUUGCGGGGGAAUUCUGUUCGGACUCUUAUAACCAGUUUGACACUGGCAUGCGAGCAGCGCAGUCCGUUGUUCAGUUUGGGCUGCGGCGCCACCCAUGCACAAAAGACAGGCAAGAGCAGAAGCAGCAGACGCACGGUGGCUCUGCUGAUGCACUAGAAAAGCUACAACAACAGCAUCGGAAUCGCCGGCAAAGUCGCACGAUUAAAGAAACGAAAUCAGGAAGUUGGCAAUCGCGCACAAAGAAAAAAUACAGGAAAGAGGCUCUAGAUGCCUCAGAGGCAAAAGCACGAAUCGCAGCGGCUCGUGCAGAGCUUGAACAGACGAAUACGAAGUAUUGCGGCGACGAUUGCUGCCCUAUAGUUGAGUGCCCAGACAGUUCGCAUGCUGGAUUUUAUCUGACGGAUGGGAGCGACUUGACGGACUAUGAUGACGGUGGCAUAGAGGGUGGAAAACACGAUGAUAUCGAAUCUGUUUACGGGGAAAACACGCGGAUGAUGCUCGAAAAGUUCAAGGCUCUUCUGAGAUUCAACCGCAAGCAGCUGAAUUGUUCGCAAUCAAGAUGUUCUCCGAAGGAGUCUGGACCAGCUGGCUUUGCGCAACCAGCGCAGGCAAGGGCCUAA
Messenger RNA from Eimeria necatrix, 5007 nucleotides. RefSeq lists its product as hypothetical. Gene Ontology annotation, molecular function: zinc ion binding; oxidoreductase activity. The record is from RefSeq and is a predicted model, not a curated record. NCBI's taxonomy places the organism in Eukaryota, Apicomplexa, Conoidasida, Eucoccidiorida, Eimeriidae.